Aspergillus niger is the source of this 2034-nucleotide messenger RNA. RefSeq lists its product as uncharacterized. NCBI's taxonomy places the organism in Eukaryota, Fungi, Ascomycota, Eurotiomycetes, Eurotiales, Aspergillaceae. Gene Ontology annotation, molecular function: histidine phosphotransfer kinase activity; phosphorelay sensor kinase activity. The transcript is spliced from 4 exons. The record is from RefSeq and is a predicted model, not a curated record. Gene Ontology annotation, biological process: protein autophosphorylation; phosphorelay signal transduction system. Bases 1 to 2034 code for a protein of 677 amino acids.
AUGUGUACGAGAAACACCAAAUUCGAACUAUUAGAUCCGUGUCAGGGAGUAAAGUAUAUCCGACAACUAGCCUGCAAACGUAUGAGCCUGAAGGGUUAUUUGCUUAGAUCGAUGGGCCACUUGGUCCUGUUCUGUCUGUCAACGAAUGUGUCAAUGAAGUUUUCCGGCAAUAACUCCAUGGAUGGCCACCCAGACGUGUCGGCCCAGCAGCUGGCCGACAUGAUGCCCAUCGGGCUGGCUGUCCUCGACCACCAGGACGGGUCCGUCUUCGUGAACAAGCGCUUCUUGGAAUUAACCACCUGCACCUCAGAGCGUGCCUUCGAAUGUUGGUGUCAGUCCAUCCACCCCGAGGACUUUGAUCGCGUGGCAGCAGCAUAUCGAGAAGCCUCUCAGUCCUAUCAUGCCCUACGUAUCGAAUACCGCACCCGGUUGCAGCCGUGCCUGUGGCGCGUGUGCUUGUUGACGCCGCUGGAGGACGAGGAGGAGCGACAACGAUGGAACCUAGGACCGGAAGGGGGCUUCGUUUGCACCAUCACCGACAUCACACAAGAGAAGACGGCGGAAUUGACGCAGCGUCGCAUUGCCCACGAGGCCGAGGACCGCAAGCAACAGCAGGAGCGGUUCAUCGAUAUGAUUAGCCACGAGGUGCGCAACCCGUUAUCGGCCAUCCUCCACUGCACCGAGGAUAUCCUCGAGGCUGUUCAUUCGCCAGAUACAGGGGAGGAAAUGCGCACGCAGAUCGCCGAGGCAGCUGACACCAUCAGUCUCUGCGUGGCGCAUCAGAAGAAGAUCAUUGAUGACGUGCUAACCUACUCCAAACUGGAUGCCGCCAUGCUGACGCUCUCUCCUCGACGCGUGCAGCCGCGCCGGAAUGUAGCCACCGCGUUAGCCAUGUUUCGUCCCGAACUGCGCAAGCAUGAUAUCCAAUUCUCCUAUGAGCUUGACCAUUCGUACGCCAACCUGGAUAUUGAUUGGGUCAUGGCGGAUAUGGACCGCAUGAGCCAGGUCCUCAUCAAUUUGCUCUCCAAUGCCAUCAAGUUCACCGCCACACUGAAGCUCGACGCGACGUCACAACCCGAAUGGGGGGCGGGGGAGUACGCAUUCCUGAUGGUGGCCGUUAAAGACACAGGGAUUGGCAUCAGCGACGAGGCGCAGAAGCGGUUGUUUGAGCGAUUCAACCAGGCGACCCCGCGUACGCAGACAAUAUACGGUGGGUCGGGUUUAGGUCUGAAUGUCAGUCGGAAGCUGUGUCACUUGCACGGGGGAGAGAUUGGCGUGAGUUCCAAGGAGGGCGAGGGAAGUACGUUUGGGUUCUUUUUCACGGUUCGACGGACUGCGGCCGGGCCUGGGGAGGAGCCUACCAAGAGCAACGGAACCACAGAGAUUGACCGGAUGUGCAGCCAGAUCCAGGCGAUGGGCAACGAGAUGAGUGGAGUGACCGAGCGGCACGCCCGGCCACGCAUCCCCGAGAACCCUUCUGUCACUCACGUUCCGGAGAUCUCACGACACGCCAGUCGAGACAGUCGGCGGCUGCAUACAGUGAAAAUUGCCAGCGGAGUUUCCUCCCCGGCAUCGAGGGCUUCUCCUGUGUCAGAGGACGAGGGUCCUCAAGCCCCUGAAGAGCCGCGAAGUGAACCGCGGUCACACCCGCGCGAACGGCGGAUUCUGCUUGUAGAAGACAACGUCAUUAACAAGCGCAUCCUCUCACGAAAACUCCAGACCUCCGGCUUUCAGGUCAGCGAAGCGAGUAAUGGCCAGGAGGCGGUAGAUGCGAUCCAACAGCAGGGGAGGUUCGAUUGUGUACUGAUGGACCAGGUCAUGCCCAUCAUGGACGGCACGACGGCCUCCCGGACCAUCCGCCAGUUGGACGGUCCCAUGGCGCAGGUACCCAUUCUUGGGGUUACAGCCAAUGUACGGACGGCCCAGAAGGAUGAAAUGCUGGCGGCGGGGAUGAACGACAUUAUCUACAAGCCGUAUAAGAUGCCGGAUCUGAUCGAGCGGAUCAAACAGCUGCAGCAGACGGUUCAGGAAUGA